Molecule: messenger RNA, 1425 nt
Organism: Eriocheir sinensis (Chinese mitten crab)
Lineage: Eukaryota; Metazoa; Arthropoda; Malacostraca; Decapoda; Varunidae
Product: angiotensin-converting enzyme-like
Exons: 10
Coding region: 1-1425 (474 amino acids)
Biological process (GO): proteolysis
Cellular component (GO): plasma membrane
Molecular function (GO): metallopeptidase activity; peptidyl-dipeptidase activity
Source: RefSeq, a predicted model, not a curated record
AUGUCAGCGAGGCGGGCCCCCGAGGAGCUAGCACACUUGUGGCGGGCGUGGCGGGAGAACACGAGGACCAUGAGGAACUCCUACGCCGGCUUCGUCACCCUCGCCAACCAGGCCGCCAGAACCAACAACUUCGACAACAAGGGUGACCUCAACCUGGUGGAGUACGGCGGGAGUGUCUUCAGGGAGCAGCUGUCGGAGGCGUGGACGCAGCUGGAGCCCCUGUACCGCCAGCUGCACGCCUACGUCAGGAGGAAGCUGAGGGAUGCGUAUGGAGCCCACCUGGUGCGUGAGCGGGGGCCCUUACCUGCCCACUUGCUAGGUGACCUCUGGGGGCAGGCCUGGCCUCUCCCCUACCUGCUGCCCUUCCCUGACGUGCCCCUUGUGGACGUGACCAACGAAAUGAAGAGACAGGGAUACACACCUCGUAGGAUCUUCGAAGUGGCAGACGGGUUCUUCGCCUCCCUAGGACUCGAGAGCGCCCCGGCAUCAUUCUGGCGCUCCUCCGUCCUUGAAGACCCCAAAGACACGCCCGUAGACUGCCGCACCUCCUCCUGGGACUUCUGUGACGGCAGGGACUUUAGGGUUAAGCAGUGCACGAAGAUAACCCAAGACGACCUGGUUUCGGCGCACCACGAGAUGGCCCACUUGCAAUACUUCCAGCAGUACAGACACCUGCCCUACCUGUACCGGAGGGGGCCGAACCCAGGAUUCCAAGAGGCCAUAGGAUUAGCCGUAGGACUCAGCGUGGCCUCCCAAAAAUACCUUCGGCGGAUAGGACUCCUUGCGGCGGGGCAGGGCACAUCCUCGGCCUCCCAGCUCAACACCCUAAUGCACCUCGCCCUCCGCCAACUGCCCUUCAUGCCCUACGCGAGAGUCCUGGACCAGUGGCGGGAUGGGGUGCUCAACGGGUCCAUCCCACGUGAAGACUGGAACUGCGCAUGGUGGGAUCUGAGAGUGAAUGUGCAGGGGGUCAAGCCGCCGGAGGUCAGGACGGAGAGGGACUUUGACCCCGGCGCGAAGUUCCAAGUGGCUGCUGACCUCUCGUACACCAGGUAUUUUGUGGCCUUCGUUCUUCAGUUCCAGGUGUACCAGGAGCUGUGCAUGGCGGCUGGGGAGUUCGAACCUAGGGACAACGGUACACAACUCCACCAGUGCGAUUUCUACCAGUCAACCAAGGCGGGUGACGCGCUGAGGUCCAUGAUGCAGCUGGGGGCCUCGGUACCCUGGGAGGAGGACCUGGAGGUUCUGACACAGGGGCGGGAGACUAAACUGAACGCUGGAGCAAUGCGCGAGUACUACAGGCCGCUGGAGGAGUGGCUGACGGAGCAGAACAAGAGGAGGGGAGAGUUUGUCGGCUGGCGGGCAGAUGGCGAAUAUUGUCUCUAUAAGAAGCCGUUUAGAGCCACGAACUGCAACCUCACCUAA